Oncorhynchus kisutch (coho salmon) is the source of this 2961-nucleotide messenger RNA. Its product is annotated as thrombospondin type-1 domain-containing protein 4-like. The transcript has 11 exons. Bases 1 to 1740 code for a protein of 579 amino acids. Gene Ontology annotation, cellular component: extracellular matrix. Lineage: Eukaryota; Metazoa; Chordata; Actinopteri; Salmoniformes; Salmonidae. Gene Ontology annotation, biological process: extracellular matrix organization; proteolysis. Gene Ontology annotation, molecular function: metalloendopeptidase activity. The record is from RefSeq and is a predicted model, not a curated record.
AUGAGCCCCCCUUCUGCAGACUUUGGGGAAUACAGUGAUGUGUUGUUUGAUUCCCUGCCAGGCCAUAAGGUGGUGAGUGGGACGUUCUCUCGACCGGUCCUCAUUGUGGGCUACCAUAAAAUAGUGGAGAUACCAGCUGGAGCCACAGACAUCAGGAUACAGGAGUCUGUCAAGACCAGGAACUACCUGGCGCUGAGGACUCAGAGUGGAGUCUCCAUCAUCAACGGCAACUGGGCAAUCGACCGCCCGGGCCUGAUCGUUGCAGUUGGAACCCGGCUGACAUAUCGGCGACCCAACGAGAUCCGGUCCAGAACCGGAGAGUCCAUCACCGCACCAGGACCCACCACGGAGGAGUUACAUCUAUACUUGAUCUAUCAGCAGCCUGGUCCCAGUGUGUAUUAUGAGUACAGCCUUCCUCUUCAAGACACACACACCAGCCCCGAGCCUCACACACACCCCGCCAUACUGCCCCUGGUUGAGACUGUUGGCCCCACCUACUCAGGAAGCGAUGACGUCACCAAUGGAAUGGGUGUGGCCAUCAAUGAUGUCAGAGGUGGGAGAGGCCAUCCCAACCAAGUGCUCUCUGACCCCAUGGUGAACCCUGACCUCUUGGCUCCUUCCUACGGCUGGAUCAGCAGCGGCCACACAGCCUGCAGCGCCUCCUGUGGUGGGGGAUUGGCCAGCUGGGACCUGGGGGAGUGGUCAGAGUGCACUAGAACCUGCGGCCCGGGGACCCAGCAACGCCAGGUCAUCUGUCGUCAGGCGCUCCGUAAACAUGGCAACAGUACGGCAACGGUGAUCGCCGUGGAGACGGAGCAGUGCGGAGGUUAUGAUAGGCCGGAGACGACAUCGCCCUGUCAGCUAAAGAUCUGCAGCGAGUGGCAGAUACGCUCCGAGUGGAGCCUGUGUUCAGUCCCGUGUGGUGUGGGCCAGAGCAGCAGAGAGGUGGUGUGUGUUGGUAACCAGGGAGACGUGGAGGGGGACAACCAGUGUAACCUAGGGGUGAAACCAGCCCCUCUUCAGAACUGUGACAUGGGACCCUGCGCAGGGAACUGGUUCACCUCACCAUGGAGCACACAGUGUUCUACAGAGUGUGGUGAAGGCAGACGUAGUCGCUCAGCAGUGUGUCUGUUGGACCAUGUGACUAACCUACCAUUGGAUGGCUGCGACGGGCCCCGCCCACAGGAAGUAAUCUCCUGUGAUGCUGGGCCAUGUCACCUCCACCUGGAAUGGUACACUGGACCCUGGGGACAGUGUUCGGCGGAAUGCGGAAACGGAACCCAGACCCGGGGCGUGGCCUGUCUACUCCAUGACAACGGUCGCCUGGAGGCUGUGGACCAAUCAAACUGCUCCCACCUGGAUCAACCAAUGAGCUCUCAGAGCUGCCACUUGAAGGUGUGUGGGGUGCAGUGGUACGCCACCGAUUGGAGCACGUGUUCUCGCUCCUGUGACGGAGGUUACCGUGUGCGUGAGGUGUGUUGUCUUGCCGACAACGUGACCCCAAGUGAGCUGUGUGACCUCAGUGCGACCCCUGAGAGUCGGGAGGAUUGUAACACCCAGCCCUGUUUACCUGAGACAGUCUCAUCGUGUAGUGACCAGUACUAUAACUGCGUGUUCGUGGUCCAGGCCAGGUUGUGUGUGUACUCCUACUACAGAACUGCCUGCUGCUCAUCCUGCUCCGUCAUCACACACACACACUCCUCAAGAACCACCUCCGCAGGCGAUGACUUCCCCAGAUAGGAGUUUGUCUCCCUAACUGAGAUCACCUGGCUCCUGGAAUACACACCUGAAAGAACAACACCUGAAAGAACAACACCUGAAGGAACAACACCUGAAGGAAACACACCUCACCUCCACCUGAACACACCUGUAUCAAUACCAACACUCACCUGGCCUCACCUCCACCUGAACACCUGUAUCAACACCAACACUCACCUGGCCUCACCUCCACCUGAACACACCUGUAUCAAUACCAUCACUCACCUGGCCUCACCUCCACCUGAACACACCUGUAUCAACACCAACACUCACCUGGCCUCACCUCCACCUGAACACCUGUAUCAACACCAUCACUCACCUGGCCUCACCUCCACCUGAACACCUGUAUCAACACCAACACUCUCCUGGCCUCACCUCCACCUGAACACACCUGUAUCAAUACCAUCACUCACCUGGCCUCACCUCCACCUGAACACACCUGUAUCAACACCAACACUCACCUGGCUUCACCUCCGCCUGAACACACCUGUAUCAAUACCAUCACUCACCUGGCCUUACCUCCACCUGAACACCUGUAUCAACACCAACACUCACCUGGCCUCACCUCCACCUGAACACACCUGUAUCAACACCAACACUCACCUGGCCUCACCUCCACCUGAACACACCUGUAUCAAUACCAUCACUCACCUGGCCUUACCUCCACCUGAACACCUGUAUCAACACUCACCUGGCCUCACCUCCACCUGAACACACCUGUAUCAACACCAACACUCACCUGGCCUCACCUCCACCUGAACACACCUGUAUCAAUACCAUCACUCACCUGGCCUUACCUCCACCUGAACACCUGUAUCAACACUCACCUGGCCUCACCUCCACCUGAACACACCUGUAUCAACACCAACACUCACCUGGCUUCACCUCCGCCUGAACACACCUGUAUCAAUACCAUCACUCACCUGGCCUUACCUCCACCUGAACACCUGUAUCAACACUCACCUGGCCUCACCUCCACCUGAACACACCUGUAUCAACACCAACACUCACCUGGCUUCACCUGAACACUGGACUCCAUUAUCAUAACACUCCAGUGACCAAGCCCUUGACUUGUUCACUAUUGUUAUUGUUCAUGUUUAAACUUCCAGCAUCACUUCCUCAUCUGUCAUUGUUUAUGUCUUGUGAUGCACCAGGUUUAUAUUAAACAACCCAACUACGGUAUUUAUUCUAAAAAAUAAAGAC